Messenger RNA from Symbiodinium necroappetens, 351 nucleotides. The record is from the annotation of a GenBank genome assembly. Lineage: Eukaryota; Dinophyceae; Suessiales; Symbiodiniaceae.
AUGUUGCAUACUCGACACAGACGUGACAGUCUGACAUGGCAGGUGGCCAUCAUCACUCCGGUGAUUCAUUAUUGCAUGGGUGGCCUGGAGAUUGACACCGACUCUGCUUGCGUGGACGCAUCCGGCAAGGCCAUCCCAGGCCUCUACGCUGCUGGCGAGGUGGCCGGCGGCGUGCACGGCAAUAACCGCCUGGGUGGCAACUCCCUGCUGGACUGCGUGGUCUUCGGCCGCGUGGCCGGAAAGGCCGCUGCCAAGUACAUGCUCGGCGACAAGACCAAGAGCAUGGACUUGAAGGAGCUCUCCGGUGGAGGCCUGGCAGCAGACAAGGAGGCACCAGCAUCCAAGCUUUAG